Molecule: messenger RNA, 1305 nt
Organism: Penicillium canescens
Lineage: Eukaryota; Fungi; Ascomycota; Eurotiomycetes; Eurotiales; Aspergillaceae
Product: prephenate dehydrogenase (NADP(+))
Exons: 7
Coding region: 1-1305 (434 amino acids)
Biological process (GO): L-tyrosine biosynthetic process
Molecular function (GO): NAD+ binding; prephenate dehydrogenase (NAD+) activity; prephenate dehydrogenase (NADP+) activity
Source: RefSeq, a predicted model, not a curated record
AUGGGUCGCACCAAGGAAGAUGCCACCAUCGGCAUCAUCGGCAUGGGUGAUAUGGGCAAGAUGUAUGCCAAUCGCCUGAGUGCUGCUGGAUGGAGGAUAAACGCGUGUGACAGACCUGAGAAUUAUGAAUCUUUAAAACAAGAGUUCGCUUCUCAACAAGGAGUCACCAUAUUCCCAAAUGGCCAUCUCGUUUCAAGAAUUAGCGAUUUCAUUGUGUACAGUGUAGAGGCUGGAGUCAUCGACAAGGUCGUGGCACAGUACGGACCAUCAACCAAACUCGGUGCCAUCGUUGGAGGUCAAACGUCCUGCAAGGCUCCGGAGCUUGCUGCAUUCGACAAACACCUCCCUGCUGAUGUAGAGAUCGUAUCCUGCCACUCGCUGCACGGCCCCAAAGUCAACACGCAGGGUCAACCUCUGGUUCUGAUCCAACACCGCGCCUCGGACGAAAGCCUCAAAUUCGUUGAACACAUCCUCUCCUCGUUCGGAUCGAAGCAUGUCUAUCUCACCGGUGAGAUGCAUGACCGUAUCACCGCCGAUACGCAGGCCGUCACCCACGCCGCCUUCUUGAGUAUGGGAACCGCAUGGCAGGCAAACAACCAAUUUCCGUGGGAGCAUGGACGCUGGGUCGGCGGCAUCGAGAACGUCAAGAUCAACAUCACAUUGCGCAUCUACUCCAACAAGUGGCACGUCUAUGCUGGACUAGCCAUUCUCAACCCGGCGGCUAAGCAGCAGAUCCGACAGUACGCAGAGUCGGUCACCGAAUUGUACAAACUCAUGAUUGGAGGACACCGGGAAGAGCUCAAGCGUCGAGUGAAGGCUGCAGGUGCUUCGGUGUUCAAAGCCGGCACUGAAGGACAGGAUUUGCUGUUGAAAGAUGAGGUCUUAGACCAAUUCUCUCUAUCUAACCGGCCGCGCGAGAAGUCACCACCGAACAGCCAUCUCAGCUUGCUUGCUAUUGUUGACUGUUGGUCGAAGCUGGGCAUCGUCCCGUAUGACCAUAUGAUCUGUUCCACGCCGCUUUUCCGUCUUUGGUUGGGUGUGACAGAAUACUUGUUCCGGAAUGACGACCUUCUCAACGAGGCCCUGGACACUGCCAUCGACGACACCACUUUCCGUUCUGAUGAUCUGGAGUUCACGUUCGCUGCACGGGCAUGGUCCGACUGUGUUUCCUUCGGCGACUUCGAGUCUUACCGUCACCGGUUUGAGCGCAUUGCAGAGUACUUCGCGCCGCGUUUCCCUGAGGCUGCCACUCUUGGCAACCAGAUGAUGAAGACCAUCCUGGAAAAAACCACCUCCAACAAGUAA